UUUUGCAGGCGGCUGAGGCGACUCGUGCUGAGCGCACUGAAGUUUGUUGUCUUGGUGGUUAUUAAGACUAACUCUUUAAAUCUACAAUGAAACCCGGAUUCAGUCCCCGUGGUGGGAGAGGUGGUUUUGGUGGCAGGGGUCGCGGAGGUUUCGGAGAUAGGGGUGGAAGAGGAGGAUUCCGGGGCGGCAGGGGUGGUGGUGGUGGUGGUGGAUUCAAGUCCCCUGGUGGAGACGGCGGAUUCCGUGGACGUGGAGGGGGCCGUGGGACUCCUAGAGGGAGAGGGGGAAGAGGAGCCGGAGGUCGCGGAGGCUUCAGAGGUGGCAAGAAAGUGACAGUGGAGCCACACAGACACGAAGGAGUAUUUAUUUGUCGCGGUAAGGAGGAUGCUUUAGUGACAAAGAACAUGGUCACUGGAGAGUCUGUGUAUGGGGAGAAAAGGAUAAGCGUUGAGGAGGGAGAGACAAAGAUGGAGUACAGAGCAUGGAACCCCUUUCGGUCGAAGCUGGCAGCAGCCAUUUUGGGAGGUAUUGAUCAAAUCCACAUCAAGCCCGGGGCAAAAGUCAUGUACUUAGGUGCCGCAUCUGGAACUACCGUGUCCCACGUAUCCGACAUUGUCGGACCGGAAGGUUUAGUAUAUGCUGUGGAGUUUUCCCAUAGAUCAGGAAGAGAUUUGCUUAAUGUGGCUAAGAAGAGAACAAACAUCAUCCCCAUCAUUGAGGAUGCAAGGCAUCCACACAAGUACCGUAUGCUUGUUGGAAUGGUUGACGUUAUCUUCGCCGAUGUAGCUCAGCCUGACCAAACUAGAAUUGUCGCCCUCAACGCACACAACUUCCUCAAAAACGGAGGGCAUUUUGUCAUCUCUAUCAAGGCAAACUGCAUUGACUCAACAGCAGCACCAGAGGCAGUGUUUGCAGCAGAGGUCAAGAAGAUGAGUGCCGAGAACAUGAAGCCCCAGGAACAGCUGACGCUGGAGCCAUACGAGAGAGAUCAUGCUGUUGUCGUUGGCAUCUACAGACCACCCCCCAAACAGAAGAAAUGAAAAGCCUGACUGACUUUGGCACUGUGGCUUUGUUUGGACUUUUUUCACCUACUGUUGUCCCAGCUUUGACCAUCAGGGGGUGGAAAGACACAGGGCACAUGGUUGCAAAAAAUGCUUGGCAGAUAUUGCUUUCACCACACCUGCAUUUUUCCCUGCAUCUAACUAAACCAUUUUAGCAUGUGUGGAGCAAAGACACAUGGAAGGUCACCCUGUCUCUCUGACAAGAAGAAACAAAACUUUGAUUAGUUCACUAUAAAAUGGUCUCAGCAGAUUUUUCACUGUGUAAAAUACUAGUACAGUAUGCUGAGAGUUUGCUGUGCUCCUGUGAAUUGUUGGAUAAAAUAUUUCUGCUUCAUUGUUUUUUGUUUUAGUUUUUUAAGCCUUGAUAAAGUUGUGUAGAGCUGUUCUGUUAAUCCAAAAAUCCUUAUUGCAAACUCAUGAUGUUUAAUCAGCGUGUGACUGAUUUAUAUGUAUAACUUCAUCAAUGUAUAAUUGAUUUAAUGUCUGGAAUUGACAAAUUACGAGUUUGUCUUUGGUCUUUUUUAUUAUUAAAAAGGGAAAAAAUGGA
Messenger RNA from Chanos chanos (milkfish), 1608 nucleotides. RefSeq names its product fibrillarin (gene fbl). Gene Ontology annotation, biological process: box C/D sno(s)RNA 3'-end processing; rRNA methylation. The record is from RefSeq and is a predicted model, not a curated record. The coding region runs from base 87 to 1040 and encodes 317 amino acids. Gene Ontology annotation, molecular function: rRNA methyltransferase activity; RNA binding; histone H2AQ104 methyltransferase activity. NCBI's taxonomy places the organism in Eukaryota, Metazoa, Chordata, Actinopteri, Gonorynchiformes, Chanidae. Gene Ontology annotation, cellular component: box C/D methylation guide snoRNP complex; small-subunit processome; nucleolus. The transcript has 9 exons.